Molecule: messenger RNA, 2527 nt
Organism: Xylaria bambusicola
Lineage: Eukaryota; Fungi; Ascomycota; Sordariomycetes; Xylariales; Xylariaceae
Product: HAUS augmin-like complex subunit 6 N-terminus-domain-containing protein
Exons: 3
Coding region: 186-2426 (746 amino acids)
Source: RefSeq, a predicted model, not a curated record
UAAAGCUGUUCUAUGGGCGGCAUGUGACAAAGGGAUAUCGAUAGACCUUACAUAGCAAUACGGAAAUUCGAUGUAAAUAGAGGUAGUGUCUCGAAUCGAGCACAUCUAAGACAACCUCGAGAUAUACCGCAUGCUUGUACGGCUAUCACACGCUCCUUUUGCGGUAGGGAGAAGACGAUGCCACCAUGUCGGCCUACCAAUCCAAUUCAUCUUUGGCGCGAACACGAUCUUUGCGCACAACCACCAAGUCGACCCUGACCGCCCCUCAAGCAUCAGCACCACUCCUUAGCAAAUUGCCACAGAUACCGACGUGCACCUCCAAUGUGCUGCUGUUCCUGACUAACUCGCGUCUCUUGGACCUUGACCAUGAGCCUGACUGGCCUGACAUAACACCUACCACUUUCUCCGCCAGGGAUGCUCUCGGUGGACAGAAGAAACGCAUCCAAUGUGUCGAGUGGGCUCUCUACCAGCUAUUCUGCCUAUGGGACCAUAACGAAGCACAGAACAAACUUCGUCCUUUCUACCCACCUGCCGAUCAGGUUCAAUCGAUUAACCUACGUGCUGCUCUAGUACGAAGUCUAGAAGCAGCUAAAAGAAAUGGCGUGCUUGGUCGCGAUGUUCUUAUACGGAAAACAAUGCUUGAUGAAUGCAAGGGGGAGAGGUUGGAGGAGGUCCUGGCCGUCUUUUCUUCCGCGGUGCUGAAGAAGCAGGUUGCUGAAAGGGCCCUCAACUCGGGCCUGGAAUACAGACCUACCGUUUCAGAAAGCAUCUCAUUAGAGAAUUGGGGUUAUACGGGUGACAGAACUGAGCUGAAUGGAUUGCUGCUUGCACACAAAGUCUCUUUGAAGUCGAUAUUAAGAAAGAAGGGCACUGCUCGACAGAAGUACCGUGACUUUGCCGAGUUGCUAGCAAUGAAGGAGCGAGGACUUUCUCGACGGCGAGAACAAGCAAAGCAUACGGCACAAGACAAAGCCAUUGAGAUACCGGACACAGAUAAGGCCGAAGUUCGUAGGAUACUGAGAAACCACUGGACCGGCAAUGAGCAAUGGGUCGAAGGUUUACUCGACAGUAGUUCGUCCCAGAAGCGUGGCUUAUUAAGUACGCCAUUUAAUGAUGUUUGGAGAGGCGUUCAAACUGGAAACAUCACAGACUUGGAGGAGCACACUACUGGCUUACUGGAACAACUGGAACAACGCGUCGACCACCAGAAAUCCAGAUUGCGGAAAUGGGAGGAUUUUCGCAGAGAUAACUUUGGGGAUAUUCGACCAAAGGUGACCCAAAACGCCACACCUAGGCCAAAUCAAAAUGAAACUAGUUUUGAUUUCACAGCCCACCUCGACCUUAAAUUCAACGACUUUGCGAGCCUAAGUCAUCCUAGAUCCGAUGAUCCGCCAGCUGAAUAUGUGAAAAUACUCAAUAGGCUGACAACGGAACUGGAAACAUUUAAGAGCAUGGAAAUACCUGACUUUUCGUGCUUAAUAAACGAUACUAGAAGAGGACCUACUAGAACCGCCUCGGCUCAAUUUACCCCACCAGAACCGGCAGAUGAACCUGUCUCAGACUUAAGCGACUGGGAAGACGAAACAGAAGAGGUAGCUUCUCAGCCCAAUGUUCGCCCAACAGCCAUCCCUAGAGGUUUCCCAGCAACUCGGAGACAACUACCUGUUCCACGUGAAACUCGCAAGACAAGUCCUGUUCGUCAUGGCGAUGCAACAGAGGCUCCCAGAGAGUAUAAGCGGUCUAGAGCAGAGCUUUACCCCACCCAGGUUGAGCAAAAACGCAACGCCCGAAAAGACGAUCAAUGCACGAUCAGUGAUCGAUACGAGGAAAGCCGUACUUCUUCAAUCUUAAACCAGCCACCUAUCGUUAAGAAGACGAAUGAUUCCAUGCAACCAUUUUCUCGUCCGAAAUCUCCAACACAACUUCUUGCUGAUGAGAUUUUAAAUUCUAUGAACAACACAUCUCCUUCUCCUAUGAAGAAAUCCAGGUACACACUAUCUUUAGCCGAGAGAACGCGGAUGUCAAUGGCCCGCACGACGUCAUUCGAACCAGAAGAUGAUAGCCCGCAGCACUCACCUGUGAAAUCAAGUCAUACUCAAUCAAACGACGAGGCUACCACAGAUAAUGACCUCGAGCGAGGUGAAGAGUAUGAUGACCUAAUAACGCGUACACGCCGUUCCAUGGCUGGUUUCGAGGCAGCGCGACAGAAAGCUCAAUUAGAAAGAAGACGUUCACAAAGGAAGAGUAAAGUGGUCCAAAGGAAAGACAGCUAUUUCCCAAAGGUCGAGGAGGAGACCUCGGGCAACCUUUCCGUUGUUGAGGGGUUAAUGGAAGAUGGCCAAGACUAUGAAGCAAUAUUCAAGAGCCGUCCCCGCAUUGCCACGAGCCCGGCACCAAGUCCGUAUCGACAAUCCCACGCAGAGUAAUAGCUUUUCAAGGCAAGCUCUAGAGGCAUCAACGUAUAGAGCAAAUUGAGUAUUGCACAGAACAAGACAUGCCAGCUCGGUCGUCGUUGGAUUAACCGUAG